Messenger RNA from Nanorana parkeri, 608 nucleotides. RefSeq names its product B-cell receptor-associated protein 31 (gene BCAP31). The record is from RefSeq and is a predicted model, not a curated record. Gene Ontology annotation, cellular component: endoplasmic reticulum; endoplasmic reticulum membrane. Gene Ontology annotation, biological process: endoplasmic reticulum to Golgi vesicle-mediated transport; intracellular protein transport. NCBI's taxonomy places the organism in Eukaryota, Metazoa, Chordata, Amphibia, Anura, Dicroglossidae. The annotation marks the transcript as partial. The transcript has 5 exons.
CUGAGCUGAGAAGAUGAGUCUUCAGUGGACGGCCGUAGCGACCUUCCUGUAUGCCGAGGUCUUCGUUGUCCUCCUUCUCUGCAUUCCCUUCAUAUCCCCCAGAAGGUGGCAGAAGAUCUUCAAGUCUCGUCUGGUGCAGCUCAUCGUGGCCUACGGGAACACGUUCUUUGUGGUCCUCAUAGUGAUCCUGCUAUUGUUACUGCUCGAUGCAUUUCGGGAGAUCCAGAAGUAUGGCGUCGGGGAUCAGGUGGACCUCAAGAACAACCCGGUGGCGGUGGAGCACAUCCACAUGAAGCUGUUCAGAGCCCAGCGGAACCUUUACAUCGCCGGCUUCUCCCUCCUGCUGGCUUUCCUGCUGAGACGUCUCGUCACCCUGAUAUCCAAGCAAGCCACCAUCAUUGCAUCCAAUGAGGCCUUCAAGAAGCAGGCUGAGAGUGCCAGCGAUGCCGCCAAGAAAUACAUGGAUGAGAAUGACCAGCUGAAGAAGCAACUAAAGGCCGCUGGGAUUGAGGUCAGCGACCUGUCGGAGAGCAACGCCGAGGAGGAAAACAAGACGCUGAAGGGAGAAGUGAAGAAGUUGAGGAGUGAACUGGAAUCCACCAAGAAAU